AAUCUUGUCAUAUCAAAUAGUCGAAAGUUGUCUUCAACCGCUGCUAAGGGCGAAGCUACCGAGGAUCUAAUAGAAGCUUCACGAGAUCAGGGCUUUGUUAGGCCAACCGUGCUUAUCCUCUGCCCUUUCAAAAAGGAUGCGUACGAUAUCGUGGAGAGACUUGAGCGGUUGAUUUUUGGAAAAAACAAAGUCUCCACAUGGAGUAGAGAUCGGUUCCAUACUGAGUUCAAAAGUGAACCUGCUCCCACUUUCAAAACGAGGAUAUGUGAGGAAUAUAAAGAGCUGAUUACGGGUAACAACGACGACUGCUUUCGUGUUGGUAUAGCAAUUUCCAAAAAAGUUUUAAAACUGUUCGAGGCGUUCGAUAAGUCGGACAUCAUUCUUUGUUCGCCUCUUGGUUUACGCAUGAUUCUAGACGGUGACGCUGGUAGGGAAAGUCAUCUCAUUUCCAAUAUUCAAAUAGCUGUGGUUGAUAAGGCUGACAUCAUGUUGCAGCAAAACUGGGAGCAUCUCGCUAUCAUUUUCUCUCACAUGCAUACACAACCAUCCAAAAUAGAAACAGAUAUUUCGAGAGUUCGCCAGUGCUACAUAGAGGGUUUGUCAAAGUAUUACUGCCAGCUGCUGUUGUUUUCGCGUUAUGAACAUGAACUAUUUUCUGCUCUAGUCUUAGAACAUUCGUUGAAUUACAAUGGGCUGAUAAUUCCGAAUGCUUUCUUUGCGAUGAUUGAAAUCCCCUUGUGCCAGGAGCUACGGCGUUUCAAAGUGACUGACCCAUCAGAGCAAGCCCUUUCAAGGUUCAAUUGCUUCAAGGAAUAUUGCGCUGCCAGCUUGUUACCCGGUACAUGUGUAGUAAUUCCGUCUUACUUUGACUUUGUUCGGGUGAGAAACCAUUUCAAGCGAUCCGAAGAAAGUUUUGUGGCAUGUCAUGAAUACGCACCGAAAACUAAGAUUCUUAGGGCGCGAGAUCUUUUCUAUCAUAAACACAAAAAGGUGCUUUUGGUCACUGAACGAUAUUAUUUCUUUAACAGGAAAGCUUUGAAGGGAAUGGCGAAGAUAGUUUUCUACCAGCUCCCUUCUCAUCCAGACUUGUACAGUGAAUUCAUCAAUAUGGCCAAUUGUGAGGCUGCUAACAGGUUUAGCUCUGUGUUAUUUUACUGCCAAUGCGAUAGAAUCCGGCUUCAAAAUACUUUUGGAACUGAACUAGCCAAAUCUAUCCUAUCCUCAAAAAAGAACAUGUGGCGAGUGACCGGGGUACUAGCGGUACUGCACUCCGUUUCUGCAUACCUUGGGCCAAAAAUGGGCGUACAGACAGCAUGUGACGACGGAAAGUCCAAUUUACAAGUUGACUGGGAUCCUACAGAUUUCACCACCUUCACUUGUAUGGGCAGUCCGUUUCCAGAUGUUGGUUCCAUGCUUGUCGACCUGAAAUCGUUAGAUCCAUCAUUCAAUCCGAGGACAGACGUAGUGUAUCAUAAGUGCAUGUCGGAAAGAAUUGCUUAUGAUUCUGCUCCCCCUUUA
Molecule: messenger RNA, 1518 nt
Organism: Ostertagia ostertagi
Lineage: Eukaryota; Metazoa; Nematoda; Chromadorea; Rhabditida; Trichostrongylidae
Source: the annotation of a GenBank genome assembly